GCGUGUUGGAGUCAAGUCACCUGAAUGAAGAAAUGGACUGCAUUAGCUUUUCCAAAGCCAGACAGAGAGGAAGAGUAAAAAGUGAAAGAGAAGUAGAGAAAGAAAACAAGCUCCGGGUACUAAGUCCACGCGGUGACUGUCAACGUUUGAUACCAACGCUUCAUUUCUUCCUCCGCCGCUGUGACGGCUUUUCUUGGACUUAAAAACACCUUGAAAAAGUAUCCCUUGUGAUUAAAAAGACAGGUGGGUGUAGACGGUUGUGGUGUCAGUUUGGUCUCCCAGUUUGGAGGCAGGCUGUCCCGGGACAGACACACACAUCUGCAUUAACAGAGACUAUCACAUCGACACAGAGACCAGCCCCCGUGAGAGGAAGGACUGAGCGUGUCACCAUGCCUGUGCGACAGAAAGAUGCUCAGCGAGCCCUGGAGCUUCUACAGCAGUACCGGACUAAACUUGACCAAAGACAGCAGAACCAGAGCCGGAGCAAACAGGGCAGCGUGGAGGAGGACUCACAGCUGCAGCAGUCUCUGGACAGAGUCAUCAAUGUCUUCCAAAGUCAGCUCUUCAGUGCUCUGCUUGACAUCCAGGAGUACUACGAGUUGACCAUCCUCGCUGACAGUGACAGUUCUGUGGACCAGACAGCCGGUCCCUGGAGCCUCCCUGACUCCUAUAACCCCCCAGCAGAGCCUUCUCCCCAGCCACAGCCCCCCUCAGUUACCCUGAGCCCCCCAGCUAGUGAAGGAUCAUCCCAGCUAAAACGUCUGUCCCCCAAACCCAGGUCGAUCAAGUCCCAUGCUGCUCCACUACCAUCCGGGACACCCACAUCAAAGCCAUCUUCCCCUACAACACAGUCUGUUUCACCGGAGUCACAACCAGCCAAGCUCAAGUGUCGUGCUCCCCUCCCUCCUGUCCAAUCAGGAGUCUCCAAAUCAUUGGCGUCUGAUUCUCUGCCCUCUUCUCCUUCUGCUGCCACAUCCCCCGGAGCCCCAGUGAAUGGUGUAGAAACCCCCAAAUGCCCAAUAAAAAAACCUCCUAGAUCAGCACUGAAUGGAACAAAGCCUCAACUCACUGCCACCAACUCUAAUGUUUCGGUGGCAAGCUCCACCUCCUCCACCAUUCCACAGAGUGAUUCCACCUCUCCGGACCCCAACCUGACGACUGUCUCGGCCCUCGUCUCCAGCACCAUCGAGAGCUUUGUGUUUCCAAUUUCUCCGGACAAACUCACCCCAAAAAGCGGCAGUCCUGUCACCAGCCCGGGUCCCAUCAGAGUCACAGACGCUGUCGUAGUCUCCACAUCACCUGUGACCACCAAGGAUUCAGGCUUCGGCCAGGUCACUCCCAGCACGAGUCCAAGCAGCCUCAACCAGGGAAAGCUCAGCUUCAGCAGCCGCAGUCCCAGAAGUCCUACAGGGCCUUUGACUAAAGGGCUUCAUCUGAGUCCGACCAGCCCCGGGCCAGUUAAAGUCACCUCCACCAGCCCGAGCCACGGCCCAGCCAGCCCCCGGCCAGCAACCAGCCCACUGAUCCCCAACAAGGUAGAAUCACCCGAGGGUCCGUAUGAUGACGAGGGGUGGCGUCACCCAGAGGGGGAGAGGCUGAAUGAAGUCCCAGCCCCGCCUUUCUCUUCCCUCUAUUCUCAUAGCCACGCCCACUACCAGGCCAACCCCCCUCCAGUGGUGGUCAACACCGACAGCGUCGACACCCCCCCAUAUGUCAAUGGAACAGAAGCAGACUAUGAGUAUGAGGAAAUCACGCUGGAGCGGGGUAACUCAGGUCUGGGGUUCAGUAUCGCAGGAGGGACUGAUAACCCUCACAUCGGAGAAGACCCCUCUAUCUUCAUCACCAAGAUUAUACCUGGAGGGGCCGCUGCCCAAAAUGGACGACUCAGGGUGAACGACUGUAUAGUCCGGGUAAAUGAGACGGACGUCAGGGACGUGACCCACAGCGGGGCGGUGGAGGCGCUGAAGGACGCAGGAGGUCUGGUCCGACUGUGCAUACGGCGCAGGAGGAGCCUGAGCGAGAGGGUCCUGGAUAUCAAGCUGGUCAAAGGGCCCAAAGGUUUAGGAUUCAGUAUAGCAGGCGGAGUCGGAAACCAACAUGUCCCGGGGGACAACAGUAUCUACGUGACGAAGGUCAUCGAAGGAGGGGCUGCACACAAAGACGGACGGCUACAGAUAGGGGACAAACUUAUGGCUGUGAACGCCUCCUGUUUGGAAGAGGUGACUCAUGAGGAUGCCGUGGCUGCGCUGAAGUCCACUCCUGACGUCGUUUAUCUCCGUGUGGCCAAACACACCUCCCUUUUUAUCAAUGACAACUUCCCUCCUCCUGACGUCACCAAUUCGUACUCCCCACAUCAAGACAACCAUAUUAGCCCCUACAUGAGCGGCAGCCAGUCUGUAAGCCCCGCCCCGCUGACCACGCCCAGAUACUCUCCGUUGCCCAGGGCGAUGACUGGAGAAGACGACAUCCCGAGGGAACCCAGGCGGGUGGUGCUCCAGCGGGGGACCACAGGUCUCGGUUUUAACAUUGUUGGAGGAGAGGAUGGAGAGGGAAUCUUCAUCUCCUUCAUCCUCGCCGGGGGUCCAGCGGAUCUCUGUGGGGAGCUACGAAAGGGAGACCGCAUCCUGUCGGUGAAUGGUGUGGACCUGUCCAGUGCAACACAUGAGCAGGCAGCAGCAGCUCUGAAGAACGCAGGACAGACCGUUACCAUAGCAGCGCAGUACAGACCUGAGGAGUACAGUCGUUUUGAGGCGAAGAUCCAUGACCUAAGGGAACAGAUGAUGACCAGCAGUGUCAGCUCCAGCUCCACGUCGCUCCGCUCCACACAGAAACGCACCCUAUACGUCAGAGCAUUGUUCGACUACGACGGCAGUGUGUCCGAUCUGAGCGCGCCCGGUCAGGUCCUGCCCUUUCAUUUCGGGGAUGUCCUCCACGUGACCAGCGCUGGCGAAGAGGAGUGGUGGCCCGCCCGCCACCUCAGCCCCCCGCCUCCAAACUGCCCUGAAGUCGGCGUCAUCCCCAGCCGCAGGAGGGCAGAGAAGAAGGAGAGGUCGAGGUUAAAGACGGUCAGAGUGGCGAGGUCUCAGGACAGAUCGGAUCAGGAUGAUAAAGAGCUGGUAACCUCUUGCACCAGCGAUAGUGAGAGUAGUUCCUCCGGCCAGGAGGAGACCCUCCUCACAUACCAGCCUGUCAUGCAACUGGAAGUUACUUACACCCGACCAGUCAUAGUGCUUGGACCAAUGAAAGACCGGAUCAACGAUGACCUCAUCUCCGAGUUCCCUGACAAGUUUGGCUCCUGCGUCCCACACACAACGCGGCCGCGGCGAGACUACGAGGUGGACGGCAGAGACUACCACUUCAUGGCCUCCAGAGAGGUCAUGGAGCAGGAGAUCCAGGAACACAAGUUCAUCGAGGCGGGACAGUACAACAACCACCUGUAUGGGACCAGCAUACAGUCGGUCAAAGAGGUCGCUGAUAAGGGUAAACACUGCAUACUGGAUGUAUCAGGGAAUGCGAUAAAGCGUCUCCAGUUGGCAGGCCUUCAUCCCAUCGCUGUCUUCAUCAGACCACGCAAUGUCGACAACAUCCUAGAGAUGAACAAACGCUUCAAUGAGGAGCAGGCGAGGAAGACCUUCGAAAGAGCCGUCAAACUGGAGCUGGAGUUCACAGAGUUCUUCACCGGUAUCGUCCAUGGCUCGACUCUAGAGGAGGUGUAUUCGCAGGUGAAGCAGAUCAUUGAGGAGCAGUCUGGUCCUUACAUCUGGGUGCCCACCAAGGAGCGACUCUGAACAAACACACAUCAUCACACACAUCACUAUUUCCACACUUCCUACAUCUCUCAUUUUCUAUUAUCAGCCUGCUUCCUCUCUAUCUAUCUCUUGUACACACACAUUAGUACACACACACACACACACACACACACACAUUUACACAAGCACAUAAAGUCGGACAGGGCUGGGACUAUCUGGGACUGCUACUUCCUGAAGUGGGAGGGGCUAAUGUCUGUCCAGCAGCCUAUCGGUGGAUCUUCCUACGGCUCAGUUCCUUAAUGUUUAAGGAGGUGGUUUAAAUCAUGGCGACAUGUACCAUUAUCUGAUUUGAUUUCAUUAUUGUUCUUCUUAUUGUUGUUGUCGUUGUUGUUUUCAUAUUAACGAAGGGUAAUGCAUUCAUGUAUGGGUUUGUAAUGAUAUUAUUGUCACCAAGAGGCAGACUUUUGCACGCUGUAGCUUUAAGAGCAUGUUUUUGGGACAAAAUCUUGAUCUCCUUCCCAACUGUCCGUUUCAUGGCAUUGCUCCUGUUAAGUCUUUUCUAUCUUUCUCUCAUAUCCCAUAUCUUCCUCCUCCUCCUCUUCCUCCUCCUCCUCCUCUUCCUUCUUCCCCUGCAGACUACAGACUUUAUACAUGAGGUGAUGAUUUUAUAAUCUGCAUCAGCAUUUUGGUAUCAAAGGCCCAAAUGGAACUAAAGUACAAUUGGAGACAAGAAAACAAUAUGUCCUUUAAGAAGCAGCAUUUUGCAGUUAAAUAAUCAUUAGAAAAGUAAAUUAGAUAGCUUUGUAAUAAAUAACAUAUUGAGGCUUGUGGUGUGUUUAGAGUUCAUUUGGAGCCCUAAACCCACGUUUCUCAAAUAAAAAGAAAGAUUCCAAAAGGGAAAUUAAAAUAUGCUCAAAACAGAGACUUUUAUCCAGUUAAUUGUUUUUGAAUAUGUUAACAAUUCACUCAGUGAUGUGAACAAAAUGUAUCAUCAUUUCUCCAGUGGAAAUGUACAGUUCAAUAAUGUAUGGACACAUUAAUGGUCUGAAAUGAAAAAAAGUCUGCUGAUGGUACACCAGAGAAAACAGACAACAAGGGUACAUUAGUGCCACUUUGCAAGGUGCAGAUAUAAGAAUAUAUGGCAAGUGAUUGCAAACGGAAUCAAUGGCUGCUUUACUUGUGUUUUUUGCACCCAAAUUUACACAAGAAGCAAAGGGAAGAAAAAGUCGUUUAGAAUCCUAUUUAAUGCUCAAACCGAGUGACAAAGAAUAGGCUAAAACUACGAGUCAUUUAUAUCAAUAGAAAUUUGACAAAUAGUUUACAUUUGUAAUGAAGUCAUUUCACUUUUCGCAGUUUGAUACAGUUCCUGAAAAACUUCACUGAAGUCUUCGUCUCGUAAGGGCUUUUCUGCCUCCCCCCCUCUCUUCCUCCUCUCUGACUCAUUGCGUUCAUCCCCUCUGCCCCUCCCCCCCUCUCUCUUUCUUCACAUUCACACUGUGACAUUAGUCGAUCACUCCACCAUCAAUCAGUGUAUCAUCUUCUUCAUCAACACGAUCAUCAUAAUCAUCAGCAUCAAUGUUAUAACUCUCCUUCUUACUGUAGUUGCACUAAUGAGGGCUGGUUUCUUAAAAGCAUCUUAACCCGUCCCAGUGUUUCUGGUGUGACACACUCACUCUCCUUUCAGUUUUCAGUGAUUAUAUUGCUAGUUUGAAAGAGCAAAAAAAGGUCAGGGAACUCUUUAUGGUCAUUUGCUGUAUGUCACGCUACUGUAGUUAAAGUUACUCGUCACCCACUCCUCUCGUAAACGCUACUGUCAAGGACCACCAAUGAACUGCAUAAGGUCUCUUUGAAACAGGUUUCUGUCAUGCUGGAUUUGUAUGAGCCUUCAGUCCCAGUGUGCAUGAAUAUCACCUGAAAAUAACUGCAUUUGUGACCUUUGUGCUCCCAUAAUACAGGUGGACAAUCAAAGUGUUGCAUUUUUACCUGUUAUCCAGAAAUAGGUUGUUUUAUCAAAGGUGUUUUAAUGGUCUCACACAUAGUUUGCCCACUAUGAAACAAUUGUGAGAAUGUGUUUUUAUUUUUAAUCCCUGUCUCCUGCUUUUUGGAUCUACAAUAUGCAACUUUACAGUACUACCAAGUACCCUAUCUGUACUAGCUGUGUCAUUCAUGUGACCCCUGCCUUGGACAUCCUCAUGCAUCGUUAUUCACAUCUUGUAAAACAUCUUGUGACACAACCCUCUGUUGGGUAACAGGUAAAAAUGAAUGGUUUGACUUUUCACGUAAAGCGACUAUAUCAAUAUUUUUCUAAUAAGAAUGUAUCAAAUGACACAAUGUGAAAACGUAUGACAAGGUUAACAGAAAAAUCACCUGAAUCUGCAUCUCUCCACAGCUUAACGUGAGUUUCAGUUUCAAGUGUUAGCCAACUGGCCCACCACUUAGCCGAUUCUCACUGCUCUCAUAGUAUUGUUUUAUUCUGCAGCACACAGCUGUUCAACUUCUUAAUGAAUUAUUUCUUAAAACAAGUUCACUGUCCACUACCUGCUCAGAAUCCAACAACAGACUUACUCAGUUAGCAUCGAGCUGCUAAACAUAAUGGAGCAUGUAGCACCAAAGGAGCCAGAUAUUUAACCCAGGAGACGGUGGAGACCAAAAUCAGAGCUAAAAGAGAGUGAUGUCACAUAGGGGCUCACCCGACAUGACGACAAAAUCUGUUAUCAAUUGAACAUUUGGAAUACCGAGAUGCUUUAGGUAACACGGCCCCUGUAUGGACCUUGUCAGCCGCCCACUACUCAUCUCCACCCUCAACCCCCACAAGGCGAUUCCUCCAAGCUGACUGGAGACCAGAGACGUGCAGAAAGACCGUUCUGUCAUCAGAAUAGCUUUAAGACCCAAAUAAUAAAUUGUUUUGACCACAUGUGUUUUGAGAGCUUUAAUAUUUCCUCACAGAAUGUCCGGCUAAAUAUUAUUUUUUUCAUCGGUAAUCCUCCAUGACUUGGCCGUGGUGUUGUCAGUUGACAGAACUGGACUCUCUGUGUGACUCUGCUGUGUUUCAGCCGGGGGACCAUGCCACUGUCUGUUAGAGUAAAGCACCGAUGCAAAGUAUCUAUUACAGAGAUGGAACUACUGUAUAUCUUACAUAUUAUAAUAUUUAUCCCUGCUCUAACUGCCUAUUUUGGUACAAAAAAAUAAAAGUCUUUAUUGAGAUUUACUGAAAUCA
This is a messenger RNA of Trematomus bernacchii (emerald rockcod), 6966 nucleotides long. Its product is annotated as disks large homolog 1-like. Bases 390 to 3788 code for a protein of 1132 amino acids. The transcript is spliced from 25 exons. NCBI's taxonomy places the organism in Eukaryota, Metazoa, Chordata, Actinopteri, Perciformes, Nototheniidae. Gene Ontology annotation, molecular function: kinase binding. The record is from RefSeq and is a predicted model, not a curated record. Gene Ontology annotation, biological process: neurotransmitter receptor localization to postsynaptic specialization membrane; chemical synaptic transmission. Gene Ontology annotation, cellular component: postsynaptic density membrane; neuromuscular junction; neuron projection.